Molecule: messenger RNA, 1033 nt
Organism: Spea bombifrons (plains spadefoot toad)
Lineage: Eukaryota; Metazoa; Chordata; Amphibia; Anura; Pelobatidae
Gene: CD151
Product: CD151 molecule (Raph blood group)
Exons: 7
Coding region: 6-767 (253 amino acids)
Cellular component (GO): membrane
Source: RefSeq, a predicted model, not a curated record
CCAUAAUGGGUGAAUAUAAUGAGAAGAAGGAGACCUGCGGCACAAUAUGUCUGAAGUACCUCCUGUUCGCCUUCAAUUUCUUUUUUUGGUUGGCAGGCUUGGCAGUAAUGGCUGUAGGGGUUUGGACCUUGAUCCAGAAGAGUGAUUAUAUCAGCUUGCUUCCUUCCAGCACUUAUGCUGCGACAGCGUACAUCUUGGUCGUUGCUGGUGCGAUUGUUAUGGUAACUGGUAUUUUGGGAUGCUGUGCGACAUUUAAGGAGAGGAAGAGCCUGCUUAAAGUGUAUUUCGUCUUGUUGCUUUGCAUUUUCAUUUUGGAGAUACUUGCAGGAAUCCUGGCCUACAUAUACUACCAGCAGAUUAACGCAGAGCUCAAACAGAGCCUAAAGGACACAAUGACCUUGAAGUACAAACAGCCAGGUCAGGAGAAGGUGACCAGUGCAGUCGACCAACUGCAACAGGAGUUUAAAUGUUGCGGCAGUAAUAAUUCCAAAGAUUGGGAAGACAGCGUUUGGAUAAAAUCUCCUGAAUCGAGGAACCGAGUAGUUCCAGAUAGCUGCUGCAAGACUCCUACUGACGCGUGUGGUGUCCGUGACCAUCCCUCAAAUAUAUACAAAGUGGAGGGUGGCUGCAUAACAAAACUUGAAGCCUUUAUCCGGUCUCACCUGUUAAUCAUUGGGGCUGUGGGCCUUGGUAUUGCCAGUGUACAGCUUUUUGGAAUGAUAUUCACCUGCUGUCUGUACAGAAGUCUAAAGUCUGAGCCGUACUGAAGCAGCAAAUUAUUUUUGCGCUGUCUCUGCUGGCCACACAUCCCUGAUGCCUUAACAUGCCAUUGGUACUCAGACUCAUUAAAUCUCACCAUUUCACCAAAUCAAGACAUUACCCUGCAACAUUUCACCAGAUCUAGCUGUCAACUUCGGAGUUUGUCUGGAUCACCUUUUCAUAUUGUGAAGUUAUCAACCUGCCAAGGUGCCUUUGUACCAAGCUUCUACAAGUUUACCAAACCGCCAUCAAAAUGACUGCAACAAAUACCCAA